AUGCCACAGGCUCUGUUUCUGCCAGCAGCACUGCUUCUCUUCUCCCUCCCUCCCUUCAGCCUCUCCACAUCCGUUCAAAUGUCGCCAUUGGCCCGCAGAGGCAUGCAGGUGCUUUUCGCCGCAGCACUCGCAGCCACUGCUUUUGGUGCUCCCACCACCCUCCAGUCCAUCCCAGUGACCCUCCACUGGUCCUCCCUUCUCUCUCUGCUCGCUGUGCUGCCCUCCGCUCUCCUCUUUCGUUCCCACACACACCUCUGGCGAUCCGUGCUGCUGCAGUUCAGCCCAGCAUCACUGUCUGAGGCGUGUGUGGUGACGUCAGCACAUGGGGCCAUGGUGGGGGCGUGGAUAGGGGCAUGGCCCAUGCCCCUGGACUGGGAAAAGCCAUGGCAG
Closterium sp. Naga37s-1 is the source of this 390-nucleotide messenger RNA. The record is from the annotation of a GenBank genome assembly. NCBI's taxonomy places the organism in Eukaryota, Viridiplantae, Streptophyta, Zygnematophyceae, Desmidiales, Closteriaceae.